AUGGACCUACACGGAGUUUUCAAACCUUCAAGCGCGAAACACAGCAUCUCUGGGUACUCCGAGGAAGGAUUCAUUGUUCGGCCGGUCGCGUCUACUGCGUUUACCGAGCCCACCGAGCCCACCGUGCUGACUGAAUCUGUCGCGCUUCUCCCAGCCUUGAUGUGGAUCAUGUCCGCUCUGCCUACAGCGGUAUUCAAGUCUCACAUCGAUCCUUCAACUGAUCACCUUCCUCAGAGUGCGACUCUAUAA
Molecule: messenger RNA, 249 nt
Organism: Penicillium brevicompactum
Lineage: Eukaryota; Fungi; Ascomycota; Eurotiomycetes; Eurotiales; Aspergillaceae
Exons: 1
Coding region: 1-249 (82 amino acids)
Source: RefSeq, a predicted model, not a curated record